AAUUAUUGUCAUGGACUAUUCGUUUUAAAUUUUUACUAAAUAAAUAAUGUACCUAAUUGCGUCUUUAGACUCCUCUGGCUAGUAGCAAAUUCCUUGUGUAAUGAACAAAGAAUAAGUAACAAUCUAUACAUAUUUUUUCUUUGGGAAGUGAAUAUUGAAUUUUGUGAUUCCGUUAUGAAUUAUUUUUGUACUUAGGUAGGUAGUAUAUUCUGCGUUCAAUUGUCUCUGACGUUUAUUGAAGACGCCAUGUUUGUCACGUUUUUGCCAAUUGUAAUAUAGAUUUAAUCGAAUAUACAACAUUUAAAGUUUACACUGCGGGCAGUUGUUAUCCAGUGAUAAUAAAACAAAUCAAAAUGAGUGCGGGAUAUCCAUCAAAAAAGGAGAAACGCCCCAGAUCAUCAAACGACGUCAAUAAGUCGUUUGUCAAGAAUGUAACAUCGAGAAUGUCAGGUUUAUUGCCAUCUUCUAUUACAAAAUGGUUUGGUAGUCCCAGUUCCUCAAACACUAAUGGUUCAGCACCCGUUGCGGAGUCCUCAGAUUCUUCAACAGAAGAUGAGGCAACAGAUAAUCCAAUUGCUCAACCUCCUUCUAAAAGGAUGCGCUUCAGUUCCCCAUCUUUACCAAAUGUCUCUGUGGUACCCGAAACAAAAAGUACUGGUACCAAUACAGAAUCUACUGAGACGUUCAGUGUAGUGAACUCUGCAACAGGUAGGAGCAAAUUUAGACCAGAAACAAUAUCAACACCUGUACCUUCUUCUACUGAAGCAAAAAUCUCAGAACGUGGAAAAGACACAGCAGUGUAUAAAUCGCAAAAUUCUUCUUAUUCAACUAAUCAGUCAAUUGUAAAAAAACGAAAAUCACUCUUUGAUGUAACAGAUGAUGAGAAAACCAGUGAUAAACUGCAACGAUCAAAUUCAGUGCUGGAUCUUAGGCAACCAUAUUUUAAACCUGCUUUAUUUGGUUCGCCAUUUUACCCAGGACAAACAAGGUAUGGGGGAGCGGCAAGUUCUUACAUGAACAAGCCAAACAUUAAAACCAGAAAAGACACAUUAAUUAAUCAACCUGCUAACAAUGACAACGUAAACAUUAGUCAUGCUACAAGACGUGUAAUGGAUUUAUUGGAAAAUUAUUCUUCUCCGUUAAUAGAAGCCAAGAGGAUAUCACAAUUCGUAAGGUCCCCUAACAGCUUGGAUAAUUCACUAAGUACUAAAGGCUACAAAACUGAAGAACUCCAUGUGCCAAGCAUUGCUAAAACAUUGCGACUCAAACAAAAGUCAAGACUAAUGGAUACCACAAGUGCUGCUCGCCAAUUAAUAGCUUCAAAUAGCAGUUCACUAUCCUUUACACCAUCUCCCUCUUCAAAAAGUCAUGGCAACAUUCCAAAUGAAAAAUCCGAUAAAUUAACUACUAAAAUGAAAACCAAGAUAACACGGAUUAACCGGGAUGAUACUGCAGCAAGCGAAAUUGAUGGGUCAGCCAUAGUUCCACUGCCCACUGCGGUUUUACAAAUUGAUCACAAUAACUUACCGAAAUUUACGUUAGGUGCUUCUGUUUCCUCAUGCGUGUCUAAAAGGAGAAAUUUGGAGAAACCUACUGCAAAUUCUACGACUGGAACUACUACUACUGCUACAUCUACAAUGCCCAUUUCUACUACCAAAUUGAUGAAACGAGAUCCUGUACCUAAGAAUAUAACUGAAAUUGCCUGUAAGCCACAAACCAUUUUAAAUGACGAUUCUUAUAAAUUUUCGAGUCCUGUAAUGAUUAAUAAACGAACAGUAAAAAAUUCUUCAUCACUCCCUAACUAUACUUUUGGCUCUCCAGAUCGGCGGACAAUAGAAGAAUCGAAAGACAAAGAAUCUCUUAAUACUGGAAACAAAAAAGCAGAAACUCAAUCACAAACAUGGAAUUGUGACGAUUGCUGGGUUUCUAAUAAAUCUGGUUCUCACAUGUGUGUUUGUUGUGGUGCGAAGAAACCUGCAAGUAGUGAGAGCAAACCUAAGUGCUGUUCUUGUUGUAAGGUUGUUCCGAGCCAAAAACAUUCUGAAAGAUGUAUUGACUGUGAAAUGAAAAUUGACAAAGUAGCUAAAUCCUUAACAAAAAUCAUUGAGGCAUCUAAAUGGAAAUGCCAGGAUUGUUUGGUGAGCAAUGUUGAAGGUGUGGACAAAUGCGUUUGUUGUGGUGGUAAAAAAUCUCAAGAGGUAGGUCCUGUCGCUAACUCCAAGUCAGCUGAUAUUGCUAGCGACUGGAAAUGCGAAGUUUGCUUAAUAAAAAAUAAGAGUAUUGCUGAUAAAUGUGUAGCAUGUGAUGCAACAAAGCCUACUCCUAAACAAAGUGAUCCUAAGGACAAAUCACCAAAGUCAAAAAUCUCUAAACCUCCAGCAAGUAAUGAUUCUUCUUUUAAGAAAAUUAUUAAUUUACAAAGUGAUAAAUGGGAGUGUUCAAAUUGUUUGGUACGCAAUGACAAAGAUAGAAGUAAAUGUCUCUGUUGUGAUACAGAAAAUCCAAGCAAAAUAAAGGAGUCGGAAAAGAAUAGUUUUAAUUUUAGUACACAUAAUACAACUUUUAAGUUUGGUAUCGAACCUGCCCACAAUGUCUCUGAAAAAAAGGCUGAGUCCUUCCCUGUAACAAGAUUAGGAACUACAGUUAAAGAAUCUGAAACCAAUAAUAAUAUUGUAACUAAACCUGCAUCUUUUACUUUUGGUACAUCAAAACCAAAAUCUUGUGCUAUCAAUAUCACAGAGAAAGAAACAAAAGCAGAAGGAACUCCUAAACCAACAUUCAAAUUUGGCGUAUCGAAACCCAUGGUAUCAUCGGCACCGACCACUUCUAACCUUUUCAGAAACCCAAUCGAAACAGGCACAAAGUUACCUCAAAUUAUCCAACCAAAAAAAUCACCAGGAACUGAUGAAAAAGUCCAAGAAGUUCCAAAUAUAGAAGAAUUUAAUAAGACUGCGCUACCAAAUACACAAAAGCUAGUUGGUAUAUUUGGGAUAUCUUCGAAUACUUCAGCAGCUACGACUGCACCAGUGUCGCGUUCUUUUGGUCAAAUGGCUAAGACUCCGGCAGGACCUUCUGUCUCCACAACUGCUGUUGAUGCCAAAGUUCCUCAAAGCACUUUCACUUUUUCGGCUUCUAGUAUCAAACCAGGUUCACAAUUAUUUUCUGCUGUAACAACUGCUUCUACAGUUCCUGCUAUACAAGCACCUUCAACUUCCUCUACUUCCAUGUUCCAAAAAAGAGAACCUGCAUCUCCAGUGAACUUUUUUUCUAAAACCGAUUCAGUACCUUCUUCAUUAACCUUAUUUGAUAAAAACGACUCCAUCACGACCUCAGCAGCGCCGUCGUCACUCCCUAGUGCCCCAGUAUUUAGCUUCAGAGCUAAUACUACAAAUAUACAAACUGAGAAGCCGAAGUUUAAUUUCACUUUUGGAAGUAGUUCUGAACCUACUUUAUUUAAUUUGCCGACAUCAAAUACCGGUAAUACAUUGUCUGGUAAUGGUUUACCUAGUAGUCAUGCUACUUCUGGUAAUAUAGUAUCUGGAGGUAAUGGGUUAGCAACAGGAGGCACUGUAGUUGGUACCAGCCAUUCUUCGAACUCAGGACUCUUGGGAGGACCAGCAAAGAAGGAAAAUAUAAUGUGGUCAUCGAAUCAGUUGGACUCCUCAAUUAAAAUGUCACCAGGCAAUAACGCAGUACAAGGCGUCAAUAAUUUACCUGCGAUUCAAUCCGGCAAUCCUUUUUCGGUUCAAGCAAAAGAAGAUAACACAUGGUCGCUGAAUCAGAACACACCUACUGAUAAUAUAAAGUCGACUCCAUUACCUACAGGAAACAAUGUAGACCCUGCUAAUAAUGUAUUAGGGGCUGCGUCAGGGAGCAGAAUAUUUGGAGCACCCGAAAAGAAAGAGAACAUGUGGUCUAAUAAUUCCAAUAUGUUUGCAUCAAACGCUGGGGCAAGCAAUUUGCAAAAGCCCGGGUCUUUUUCUUUUGGAUCAUCGAUGCAGUUCGAUUCGAACAACGUGACACCUGCUCCGACUUUUGGAAGCCUCGCUCAACCUACACAAAACCUCUUUGGGAUGUCAAGCCAAGUAAACAAUAAUCAGCCAGAUAUGUUCUCAUCAACAUUACAAAGUCAAGCUCCGUCAAAUAUGUUUGGAGGGCAAACGGUUAACAAUAAUUCACCAUCAGUGGGAAUGUUUGGGACGAUAAAUACAGGUGCAACUCCGUCAUUUGGGACACCCAAUUCAACAAUAUCCACAUUUGAGGUUGCACCAUUGAAUUCGGUUCCUACGCCGACAUUUAAUUUUGGUGCUCAACAGACAACAGGAGUAUUUGGAUUUGGACAGCAACAAGCGCAGAGCCAAGGUGCAGUUUAUAACUUCGGGGCCCAGGCGUCAGCAUCACCACAACGGCAAUUCAACAUAGGAACUGCAGGCGGAGCUCCCAACGCAAUGGGCCGUCGCCCAAUAAGGAGGGCAGUGCGUCGGACCAACCAACGAUGAAUUUCAUCUUUCAUCGCCAACAACUUGCACGCAGUUCAUUGACGAAGUUUUAUACUUAGUGAGUUUACCCUAGGAUAAUAACUUAUGUGUAUUAAAAUAAAUACGUGAGCGUUAAGGAUGGAUGUUUACGCAGUCUUGCUCAUCCUUUCUCACUACAGUAAAUUUAAUUCAUAUGAGACGACAGAAUAUGAUAAAGAAGUAUGUGUAGAAAAUGAUUUAGCAAAAUUUUAGAUAAGUCGGUUUUAUAAGUUUAAGAAUUUUGACACUGACUGGUUUUCUAUAUUAAUUUCAAGGAACGGCUAUUUAACUAAUAGAUUUAUGGUCGAUGCUCACCGGAAGCACUCGCAGCGCAAACCUUCGUUUGCUAAGCAUUCGUUAUCUAUCGUUUUCCACGCAAGUAUAUUUCGCAUGAAGAACAGUUUGAUGAGUACUUAAUAAAGAAUUCCAAAAGUUGUGCUCGCAAAAUAGAAUGCGCAUGCGUUUUGUUCGUAAACAGAACGAUUUGGUGAAUACGUAAAAACAUAUUUCUAAGGAAUGAAUUCGCUCUCGCAACGAGUCCUAGUACAAUUUAGUUUGCAAAGUCGAAAGCUCCCGUCGAGUCCGUCCUUGCAGUAUAAAACGGAAAAUCAGUUUUACGUUUGCAGGUUAGGCAUAUAAAAUCCUAAAAAGAAAUCGUCUUCCUCUUAAGCAGUUUUACCUGAUCUCCUUGUCCCGGCGACUUUUGGAAUUAAUGGUAAUGAAAAAAAUAAUUGAAUAUUUGAAUUUAUUGACAUAUAAAAAUAAGGCGCUCUAACUACACCUGUUAUAGAGCUUUUCUUUAAAUUUAGAUUUAAUAAUAGGCUUGCAAUGUCUAUCUAUUAGUGACGACAGCCUGUAUUAUGGUAGAUUAUCUAUGACAACUGCGUUACAAGGAUAGUUCAAGUCGCAGGAAUUACUUACAAUCUUACUUAACAUAGUGACGAGAGAUGAUUUAUAAUUCAUCUCAAUAUAGUACGAAUAAUUCUUAUCAAUGCACAUGUGGUAUAAUUUUCAAUACAUUUGUGAGUGAAAAAAAAUAUGAUGCUUGUUAAGUGCCCGUAAGUUACCAAAGAGAAUGUAAUGCCUAAGAUAUCAAGAUUUUUACGUAUUGGACAAAGAUUACUAUACAAAAAACAAUAAACUAAUACAACAAAAGGGAUUGUUAAAUUAAACCGUAUUCAUCAAAACCACGUAAUUUAUCCAUCAUUGCUAUUAACUAAAUACUUUUGGACUAAUAUAGGAUUUCUUUAAACAACUAGAUAUUAUAUUAUGUAUCGGAUGUUAUGUUGGGAGAUGUCACUGAGGCGUAAUUCGCAACCAUUCAAAGAUUAUAAUUUAGGUAAAGGUAAGCAAGAAUUUUGUGGGGUACAGAGAUUACACUUUUUUUUAAAACUUUAAAGUUGCUCAUCACACCUUAUCUUUAAUAGUUUAAGAUUUGGUCCUACUGAAUCACUCGCCUCUUAAGACAGAAAUUUAGAAUAAUCCAUUCAGAAUGUCCAGUAAUUUUGACUGUUAAAUAUAGUUAAAGAAAGAAAGAAAACUCAUAAAAUAUGUAUGUCCAAGUAAUACAAAAAGAAGGUAGAAAUAAAAAAAUUAAGAACUUAAAAUAUGUAUGUAACACCUAAACCUAUCUCAUAUGUUAAAAAACACAUAUGUAAAACAAAAUGGUCGCGCUCAACUUGCGUAAGCGCAUGAGCCCAAAUAAUGUAGCUUUUUUUAAAUAUCGAGGUUACAAACAACCUGUAAUGCAAACAACAGGUCCCUCUUGUUAUCUACAUAUAUUAUUUGUUAAAUGGUAAAACGUUGAUCUUGGUUGGGAUCAAAUUGUUCUUGUUUAUAUUUGCCAUAUUUGUUUAUUUGCCACAGUUCCCUUGUGGUUGUUUUACCCCCUUAUUAGUUACCGCCUCACUUAUUGCUCCCAAAAUGACACCCUUUAAGCUAAUUGAUCAUACUUACUGUGCAUAUUCUGCACUAUGUGAGCGUAAGAGACUAAAUUAAUGUUUUGAAAACGGUGAUCGAUGAGCCACUUUGCGAGCAAAUGUAUUGAAAAACAUAUAAUAUAAGUAGAAAUAACUCGUUAGAUCAAUAUCCAUGGCAGCUUAGCACAAAUAUCAAUAACAUUGUACUCUGAUUGCCUCAUGAAGGUAUAGACAUAUACUUAGUGUACUAGCAUUAUCGAUACACACAGUUGAUGUGGCUGUAUCAUUAAAUUUGACUUGCGUAUUGCGUAAUAUGAUUAUUUUGUAAUAUGAUAUGACAUUUUGACUUUUAAUAAAAUUUUGCAGACUUGCGUUACAAAAAAUACCUGUCAGUGCUCAUGAAAUAAAAGUUUAGAUAAAUUUGUCUCGGGUGCCUGAGUAAGAGUGGCCACAAAUAGUGCUUGUCAUCGGUGUACUUUUUUUUAUAAAAAUUAUCAAUAUUUUCACUUAAAGUUCAACUCACUAUUUUCGCUACAUAUUAUUUAAAAAAAGUUAUAUCAUCAAUCUCGAUUUUAAGUAUAUCAGAAAAUUAUAACUCUUUGUUAUUAUUAUUUAAUUUGACGAAUCAGUACUACUUAGUUACCAUCCUUGUUCUUAUCCUCUCCUAUUUACUGCUCUUUGUUCCAGUUUAUAAUAUAAACACAGUAAUGUGUGUUGCAGGAAAAAAUGUGUUGAACAACAUACAUAUAUGUAACAACAUGAAAGAUCAAACUCACAUUUUAAUCUCUAACAUUUUUUUUGUAUAUUUAUGUUCCAUAGGAAAAAAUUGUUGUACUGACGUAUAUAUUUUGUAAUAAAUAACAGUUUGUUUUUGAUUUGAAAUAUAAAUUAAUUAUUUUAUUUAACAACACUUCAUAAAAAUAAUUCAGUCGACUUUGGUCUAUGGAACAGUUAUUAUUUAACUUUGCUUGUACAUAUUCUAUAGUAUAAUAAACAGAACUCGUUUUUCGUGAUCUUCGUUGGAAAUUUUAGGAGCAGUACCCACCUUAUUAAGGUGAUAGUUAUUUUGGAGAGUUAAGUUUCACGUAACAUAUUACGUGUUUUACAUAUAAUUCGGACUAAGGUAGAUAAACUAAAUGAGGCCUUUACUGUGCUCCUUACUCUAUUGAUUAUACGGUAACGCAAUUAUGUGUGUAUUAUAUAGUAAAAGUAUUUACCGACGAUAAUAACUAUUAUCAGGUAAGGAUAAAGAGUUGGACCUAAAUAAUAGAUACUAAACAACAGUAGUGGCCUAAAUAAAAAUGCAGUAAUAUUGCAGGGUGAAAAUCUAGUUAAAUAAAAUUACGUAAUACUAAAACAGUUCAUUCUUUAUUUGCAAUGACAUUUUUAAACAAAUAACAUGUGUUAUUAUAUGAUGAAUACAAAUAACACUGGCUAUUAAAAAAAUAUUCCAUACAUCAGUAUGUAACAUCAGAUUGCUGUGUUUUUCUUCACCUAUCUCGGUGGAUACGAACAUCUUUACCAAUGAAGUACCUCUACUUUCUAUAGAUAGAAUAAAAUUAAAGUGAACAAUAUAAAAAAUAUUUAGUAGAUAAUUUUGUAGAACAAAAAGGGCUUAUAUACCCCCGCGUUUCGGGACGGACAUAUCGUAACAGGUUAGAUCCCUUAGAAGCCGUUGACCCAGGAUAUGAUAAAAAAUAUGCGUAAACCGUGCGGGAUGUACGUAUAAAUAUACAAUAUUUAUAAGAAACACUUAAACCUACUCACUAAACGAGGGAAACAUGCUAAAAUUACUUAAUUUUGUACUGUUACUUUUUACUUUUACUAAUUAUUAUUUAAAAACCACUGAACUUAUAACGUUUCGAACUUAUGUAGUUAUAUAAAGCUAGUUGUGUUCUUUCUGACUAGUAUCUAUUUCAUUUACGAAAAUAUAUAAUAAAGUUUGUUAUAAUUCCCUGUAACAAUAAAUUUUCUAGAGGAACAUAUUGCUCUUUAGCGAUGUUGCGGAAUAUUGCUGGUACUGGAAGUAGGCAGUGCCAGGCUUAUAUAGAAAUCAUCAGCAACUUCAGUACGGAUAUAAAAUUACUAGUUCGUAAUAAUAAUUUAUGGAAAUGUUAAAAACUUGAAUUACUAUGUGGACUAAACCUUAUAUUAUUGAACCUAUCUCACGCCAAAAACUCUUUCUAAAAUUAGCGUGGCCUAAUCCUAACACGGCCAAAUAAAAAAUGCUGAGAAAACACAAUUAUUUAAUCGUAUAAUAAACUAAAGCUACUAAAAUAAAUAAUGUCAUG
Molecule: messenger RNA, 8727 nt
Organism: Pararge aegeria (speckled wood butterfly)
Lineage: Eukaryota; Metazoa; Arthropoda; Insecta; Lepidoptera; Nymphalidae
Product: nuclear pore complex protein Nup153
Exons: 7
Coding region: 354-4499 (1381 amino acids)
Biological process (GO): protein import into nucleus; RNA export from nucleus
Cellular component (GO): nuclear pore
Molecular function (GO): structural constituent of nuclear pore
Source: RefSeq, a predicted model, not a curated record